CGCGCGAGCUACAGAACGAGUGAAGGGAAUCAAGAUGGCGGACCUCGAAGAUGUUACGCUGGACGGGAGGCCGCUGCAUUCGCUCCGGGUAGCGGACUUGAAAGCUGCAUUGGAAGAGCGAGGGCUUCCGAAGAGCGGACAGAAAAAUGCCCUCAUCAAGAGACUCAAAGGGGCUCUCAUGCUGGAGAACCUUCAGAAAACCUCUACUCCGCACAUUGGCCUGCAGCCUAACUCCCGGAUCGGGGAGGAAAUGAGUCAGAAUAGCUUCAUUAAGCAGUACCUGGCCAAACAGCAAGAGCUUCUGAGACAGCGUUUGGAAAAAGAGGCACGAGAGGCAGCUGAAACUGAUGGAACAGACCGUGACGACCACUCAGAGUCCAAUGAUAAUAUCCAUGCUGCCUCUAACCAGGAUGUUGCUUCCUCCUUAGUCGAUCAGAACCAGGGAAGUGCAGCAGUUGCCGGAGGAUUUGCGGUCACAGAGAGCGAAAGUGAAAAAGAAAUGCCUGGACAGCCGUCCCUGUCUGCAGCUGCCCAUUCCCGUCCAAGAGCUUCAUCUGUGCGACUUCGUGGUGAAAGAGAGCCGACAUCAAGUCAUGUACCAGCAGAAAGUGAUGAUGACAGUGAAGCUGGGGAUGAUGAGGAGGAGGAGGAGUGGAACGCCAGGCCUCAACGGAGUCGCCGAGCACAGCCACCAAAAAGUCAACCGGUGAGGACAAGAUCCAGUGGCUCGCAGCAGCAGCAGCAGCCACCCCCCCAACACAUACCUUUACUGUCACAGCAGCUCAGACAUCCAACUCCUCCCCCAUCCCCUCCUCCUGAACUUUCUUUCCCACUCCCAGACACCCCUAAACAGAGUCCCCCUAGUCCUGGAGAGUCCCCAUCUAGGCAGCGCAUAUCUAGCUCUUCAAGUUCUGGUAGUUCCAGUAGUGACAGUCGUAGCAGUAGUCCUGAACCAGCAAGUGACACCACAGAACGCAGACCAGGUCCUUUAACCUUACUGGCACGCAAGAUGGCCUCUGAGAGAGCUUACUCUGGAGCAGGAAAGCGUGAUAGGGAAGCAGUGGAUUUACAAAGAAGCCACCAAGAGGGAGUUGUGUCCGCAAUUACACACACAGCUAAUGCAGCGUCAGUUCUCUCACACCCUAGUUCAGUCAUCUCCAACCAAGGUGUUAGUGUCGUUAGGGCCGCUGUGAUGGAAGCGAGUGAUGGCAUUAAGCAGGAUGAAGGUCUUUUAUAGCGGGAACAAGAGAGGCUGAAAGCCCUAGAGAAAGAGGAGGAAGGGAGAGGCAUUGGAAAAGAGCGAGCACAAGCUUUGGAACGGGAAGAAAAAACGAGAAGAAGCUUUGAAACACGAGAAGGAGAUGGCUUACAGAGAGAAAGGGAAGAGAUGGAGAGACUGGAGAGGGAACGCUUAGAAAGAGAGAGAGCAUUAGAGCAAGAACGACUCGAACGAGAGAGCAAAAAAAAAGAGAAACUAGAAAGAGAGAGGCUGGAGAAGGAAAGACAAGAACGAGAAACAAGCCUUAGAGAGGGAGAGGCUCAGCAAGAAAGACUUGAGAAAGAAAGACAAGAACGAGAAGAAGCCCUAGAGAGGGAGAGAUUGGAGAGAGAGCGGCUUGAGAAGGAAAGACUAGAACGAGAAGAAGCUCUAGAGAAGGAGAGACUGGAAAAGGAGAGGUUAGAGAAGGAAAGGCGAGAAAAAGAAGCUGCUUUAGAGAGGGAGAGAUUGGAGAGGGAGCGCCUUGAGAAGGAAAGACAAGAAAAGGAAGCUCUAGAGAGGGAGAAAUUGGAGAAGGAGCGGUUGAGAAGGGAAAGACAAGAAAAGGAAGCUCUAGAGAGGGAGAAAUUGGAGAAAGAGCGUCUUGAGAAGGAAAGACGGGAAAAAGAAGCUCUAGAGGAGAGAUUGGAGAAAGAGCGCAUUGAGAAGGAAAGACAAGAAAAAGAAGCUCUAGAGAGGGAGAGAUUGGAGAAAGAGCGCCUUGAGAAGGAAAGACAAGAAAAGGAAGCUCUAGAGAGGGAGAAAUUGGAGAAAGAGCGUCUUGAGAAGGAAAAAAGAGAAAAAGAAGAAGCUCUUGAGAGAGAGAGGUUGGAGAAAGAGCACCUUGAGAAGAAAAGACAAGAGAAAGAAGCUCUAGAGAGGGAGAGAUUGGAGAAGGAGCGUCUUGAGAGAAAAAGAGAAAAAGAAGAAGCUCUUGAGAAGGAGAGAUUGGAAAAAGAGCGCAUUGAGAAGGAAAGACUAGAAAAAGAAGCUCUGGAGAGGGAGAGAUUGGAGAAAGAGCGCCUUGAGAAAGAAAGACAAGAAAAAGAGCUCUAGAGAGGGAGAGAUUGGAGAGGAGAGCGUCUUGAAAAAGAAAGAAAAGAACAAGAAGCUCUAGAGAGGGAGAGAUUGGAAAAGGAGAAGCUUGAGAAGGAAAGACAAGAAAAAGAAGCUCUAGAGAGGGAGAGAUUGGAGAAAGAGCGCCUUGAGAAGGAAAGAAAAGAACAAGAAGCUCUAGAGAGAGAAAAAUUGGAAAAGGAGAAGCUUGAGAAGGAGAGCGAGAACAAGCUCUAGAGAAGAAGAUUGGAGAAGGAGCGUCUUGAGAAGAAAAGAAAAGAACAAGAAGCUCUAGAGAGAGAGAAAUUGGAGAAGGAGCGUCUUGAAAAGGAAAAAAGAGAAAAAGAAGCUAUAGAAAGGGAGAGAUUGGAGAAAGAGCGUCUUGAAAAGGAAAGGACAGAACGAGAACAAGCCAUAGAAAGGGAAAGGCAGGAGAAAGAAGAGCGAGAAAGAGAGGAAACUUUAGAAAAGGAGCGAGAAGAGCAGGAAAGGCUAGAGAAAGAGAGGGCUUUGGAAAAAGAAAGAGAAGCUGCUCUGGAACGUGAAAAACAGGAGCAAGAAAGACUUGAGAAAGAGAAAGCUUUGGAAGAAGAACGACUACAAAAAGAGCAAGCUCUUGAACAUGAGAGAGAGGCUCAGAGAAAAAAAGAAGAGGAGCGAAAACGAGCAUUGGAAAAACAGAAAGAGGAGCAGGAGAGAGCUUUAAAAGAAGAAGAGGAGGAGAGGGAAAAACUUUUGAAGAGUUCACAUGAAAAGCCAGAUGAGAGCAAGACUGGAGAACUUCAAAGCAUCAGCAAAGAUAAUCAGUCGUCAGAGCCUGUCCCACAAAAGUCGCCCACACUUGCAACACCGCCGUCCCAUCAAUCUUCCUCCAAAAAGUCCCGCUUUCUUAGAGAUGCUCCCGUGAUGGCUCCUCUCCCGUCCUCUGCAGCUUCUGUGCUAAAGAGACCUCGUACUUUCUCAGACAGCCCGCAGCCACGUGCCCCCUCAAUUCCAACAGAUUCUAAAUCUAGAGAACCAGUGCAAGAAGAUGCUGAUCAGGCACCUCAAACAUUAAUCUUGACUUCAGGGCCCCAUGACCCUGAAAGCAAGACUCCUGAGGUGGCUGUCAAACAAAGUGUACCACAAGAAAAUAUUAAGUCUUCAGAGGACAGCGAAGCAAGCAAAGACACAAAACAUAAGACGCUCACAGGAGUUGAGCAUGAGAAGAAAUCUUUAACGCCAGAAGAAGAAAAGAAAAGAGGACGGGGAAGGGAAAAGAAGGUGGAGAAAAGAGAAAGAAAGUCAUCAUCCUCCAGUGAUUCCUCCUCAUCCGACUCAGAUUCUGGAUCCUCAUCCUCACGCUCCUCCAGUUCUUCGUCAUCCUCAUCGUCAUCCUCAUCAGAGGAGGAAAAAAGCUGUUCCACGUCAGGUGGUAGGAGGUCUGAAGAGGUCAAAAGGGAUUCUUCAUCUCAGCCCACAGAAAAAGUUUGUCAGACUGUGGCUGAAAAGCCUCCUGCACCUCAGCGCAAAAAACGAGUCUUUACAGAGGAAGAGGAGAAAGAUGUGAACAAUGAAGUCAUCCAAAACAAGAAACCCUGUCUUGAACUACAGGAUGAGAAGGAGACAAAGGAGGAUAUUGAGGAAGAUGCUGACACUAACAAAGACACUACCGGUAGUGAGGUGAAGGAGGCUGUCAUGUCAGAACCUGAGAAGGUUGCAGAGAGCGGCGAGGAGAGCACCAUGGCAAAGACCUUCUCAGCCAGAAGGAUUUCCAUUAGCAGCAGCAAAGCGUCUCCUGGGGUGGUGAGUUCAGAGGGGGAAGCAGAGACCGCAAGCAGUGCUGGUGCUGGCAGGAAGAGGAGAUGGGGCUCCAGUACAGCUGUCACUGCCAAGAAACCCUCCAUCAGCAUCACCACAGACUCUUUGAAGUCUUUAAUACCAGACAUCAAGCCUAGUGUGGGUCAGGAGGCAGUGUUAGACCUGCAUCCAGAGGAGAUGCAUCUUUCUGGGGAAGAGGAAGGAGGGGAAAGGGGUGACCAAGACCUGAAAAUCAGGCGAACUGUAACACAGAUUGUGCCCUCAGAGACUCAAGAGAAUGGACAGAAAGAACCCAAAAGAAGUGAUCAUGAGGAUGAGGAAGAAACGAGUGAAGGGCGAGACAGAAUUAGCCAGGAGGAAAAAACUGAAGGCUCACUUCAGGUUUCCAUGGAGACAGAGCCAUCAUCCCCUGGGCGAGAUGUGGAUAUGAAGACAGUUUCUCCCAGUGACACUCGAAUUCGCCGUUCCAUUAGCCAGCAGAAGUCGGGUGUGAGCAUCACGAUUGAUGAUCCUGUCCGCACAGCCAAACAGCCCUCUCCUCCUCGCAGCAAGCUGUCUAAUAUCAUCCAUGUCUGCAACCUGGUGAGGCCGUUCACCCUGGGUCAGUUAAAGGAGCUGUUGAACCGCACAGGAACUGUAGUGGAGGAAAGUUUCUGGAUCGACAAGAUUAAAUCUCACUGUUAUGUCACAUACUCAAGUGCAGAAGAGGCUAUGGCCACUCGUACAGCACUGCAUGGUGUAAAAUGGCCCCAGAGCAACCCUAAAUUCCUCAGUGUUGACUUCUGUACGCAAGAUGAGUUGGACUUCCACAGGGGUUUGGGUCCAGCAGGAGAAAAGCCACCAGAAGAUAUCCGUGGGGCAGCAGCUGCUGGGCCUGGCCGUCCGAUGCCAGUGCCACUCCUGCCAGAGCGGGACCAGUGGGCGGAACGUGAACGGGAAAUGGAAAGGCGAGAGCGAGCACGUGCAGAAAGAGAGUGGGACCGAGAUAAGGUCAGAGACUUUAGCAAACCUGGAGAGGAGCGAGAACCAGGAGCCAGAAGAUCACGCUCACGAGACCGCGAAAGGCGGCGUAAAGAAAGGGGGAAGAGCAAAGAGAGGAAAGCUGAUAAAAAGGAAAAAGGGCCCGAGGAGCCACCUGCUAAACUUCUGGAUGACCUCUUCCGCAAAACCAAAGCGGCUCCAUGCAUAUACUGGCUCCCCCUCACUGAGGAGCAGGCAGCACAGAGGGCAGCGGCUCGUGCAGAGCGCAUGAGGGAACGAGAGAAGAGGAUAAAGGAGAUGGAAGAGGAGGAGGGUAAGAAACGUGAGGAGGAGCGGCGGGAGAGGAUGAAACCCAGCGGAGCUGCUGGAGGAGAAGGUGAGAGAGGCCGAGACAGAGAACGAGAGCGAGACAGGGGUCGAGAAAGGGAACGCGAAGGGGACAAGCGGAAAGAGGGUUACCGUAGGCCUGGAGUAAACAGUGCAAGCGGCAGCAGAAGGUCACGGAGCCGUAGUGACCCUCCACCCAGAGAUCGACGACGCUAAGGGACGUCUGGAACUGUCCAGUUUGUAUCCCCUUUUCUUGUAUGUGCUGUAACAGCUCUAUGCCUACCCUCCUGAGGACCAACUCAGACUUCAUACAAACACACAUGCACACACACACACACACUCUGCGUAAAGACACACGGGUGCACACACUCACUCUCAAUGGGACCACGGUGGUGCUGUGUCUCCAUGUAGACUUGUCUCGUUGUCUCUUGACUGGGCUUUAAGACUUCUGGUAUUCAUUUCCCCUCCUCAGUGUUAAUGAGCGUCCAGUAUAAGUGGGUCGGAUUGCAAGAUGACAUCCAGGUUUGGCAACGUCCUCCUCCUCCUCUAGUGUCAUGUCAACAGGCAUCUGAAGGAGCGAAGCUGCGUUUGGGAUGCUCAAAGUCCUGAUCACUACUUUGUUUUCCUCUUCUGUUUCCCUCACAUUCCUUGUAUCUCUUUUCGUUUUGUUCCCUGUCGUCUGCCUUCUAUCACCCCUUAGCAGUUACCAGGUUGCCAUGGAGAAUGGGAUGCAUAUUUAACCUUUUCACAUUUGGUUUUUAAUUUUUUUAUUGUUUUAGCCUAAAAGCUGAUAUGUUUUCUUUUAAAUUUUGUUUACUCCUGUAAGUGCUGAAUGUAAAAAUAAUAAAAACGUUACAUCUAAGAACUGAAAA
Molecule: messenger RNA, 6294 nt
Organism: Danio aesculapii
Lineage: Eukaryota; Metazoa; Chordata; Actinopteri; Cypriniformes; Danionidae
Gene: acin1a
Product: apoptotic chromatin condensation inducer 1a
Molecular function (GO): nucleic acid binding
Source: RefSeq, a predicted model, not a curated record